Candidula unifasciata is the source of this 684-nucleotide messenger RNA. The record is from the annotation of a GenBank genome assembly. Lineage: Eukaryota; Metazoa; Mollusca; Gastropoda; Stylommatophora; Geomitridae.
AUGUCAUGCACCGAUUGUGCCCAGAAAUUUCAAAAAUGGCGGAAAUACGUCGUAAUAGUCGGUGGCAUAUUUAUCUAUCUACCAAUUGGUGUGCCGUGGUAUUUUGGAAACCUGGCCACCUAUAUCAACUCCUACUUCCACGCCCAGGCCCCAAACGAGGUGGAUUUCGUGGACCCACAGUGGAUCUUUUCUGCCUUCUUCAUCACCUUCUCCUUGGCCCUCAUUGCCUCUGGGUACAUUAGUAAUAUGUAUGGUCCACGACUGACAGUGCUCGGAGCUCUGAUAGUUCACAGCGGAGCAACAUUUGUCAGCUACUACGCCAUUCAACAUUCCAUGAUAGCUUUGAUCACUGUGUUUGGAGCCAUUGGAGGACUCGGGGCUGGGCUGUCUUAUGGGCCACCUCUUCCUGUUGUCAUCAGAUGGAUGCCUCGACGUGUGGGACUGGCCAGUGGGGCGCUAAUGACCGGGUUCGGAGGGGGCGCUGUAUUCUACAAUGAACUUAUCACGUUCUUUAUAAACCCGGAUAAUGUGAAAGCAAAUGUACAAGGCUCUCGUACAAAAUAUUUUAGCCAGCCAGAGAUUCUCCGGAGGAUCCCACUAGUUUUCCUGGUCUUAGGGGCUCUAACAGUGAUCUUACAACUUAUAGGUGUGCUGUUACUGAGGUUACCAGUUGAGGGCGACGAG